Microthlaspi erraticum is the source of this 414-nucleotide messenger RNA. The record is from the annotation of a GenBank genome assembly. NCBI's taxonomy places the organism in Eukaryota, Viridiplantae, Streptophyta, Magnoliopsida, Brassicales, Brassicaceae.
AUGAUGAAUUCCUCUGUUGUUUUGCCAACACACAUGGACGACACAAAAUCUGAUGAGACUUCAAGCUCAAGCGACUCUCUCUUACCUCUCAAGAAACGCAUGAGGACUCUUGACGACUCAUCCGAAGAUGACCUAGUUGCUGUUCCUACAAAGAAGGUUGCGUUUCCAGGCAAAGCAAAAUACAAAGGUGUGGUUCAACAACAGAAUGGUCAUUGGGGUGCUCAGAUAUACGCAGACCAAAGAGGAUUUGGCUCGGCACUUUCAAAUCCGAUGCUGAAGCCGCCGCCGCUUACGAUAGCGCCUCCAUCAAGCUACGAAGAUUUGACGCUAACUCGCACCGGAACUUCCCUUUGUCUGCGUACACAGUCCACGAACCUGACUUUCAAGAACGACUCACGACAGAAGCUGUGUUGA